CUCACUCUCUCUUAUAAUUUCCUUCAUAAACAUCAUCAGACACAUCCCACCCCUCCCUUCCAAACUGAACCGAAGCUCCUGCAUUGUGUGGAGUAAGUGAGGCACAGAGCUCCGCUCUCCAACUCCACCACCGGCUCACAACUGCGCGCUAUUGUUCCAGGAUUUCUCAUCUCUGUUCUGCCGUUUUAUUCACGUAACUUUCUUUAACGUUUACCCCCGUAACUAAACAUGUAAUGGAGGUAACGGAAAUGACCGCGAGCAGUGUUUACAAGUAGAUGUUGUCGCCAGAUUGACUUCGUUUGUAAAUUUGCGCUAUAGCACCCGUUCUCCAAUAGUACCUGUUUAAAGGAUUUCUGACAGAGUUCAGAGACGGUUAACCCGAGGAGAGAUGCAGCACCCGGGCAUGCACAGGACGAAGGCGCUCGGGCACGAUCCAGGUCGCCCCCUUCCUCCCACGCCUUCAUCCAGCCUGCUCCCCCCAGCCCCUCCUCCCCCCUCCGCCCCCUUGCACCAGACCGCCACCUCCAUCAGGGAGUGUCAGAUGCCCCUUUUGGACAGCGGCUCCUCCCGUGCCAUACUGGACCCCCCUCCCGAUGACGAGUUCUCUCCCAACUCCUACCUGCUCCGUGCACAGCCCCCCACCACCGGUGCAUCCAGUCAUCACAGUCAUACCUCGCUUCGACCUCCUCUGCCCCCACCACACAACCACCACCAGUCGCUGGCAAAUACCCUCAACCGCAGCUCCCAGUCCAGCCGCAGGAACCCCCAAAGCCACGCACCGGCAGCGGCCCCCACGGAUGGACCCUCCACCCCUGAAUCCGUCCAGCUCCAGGACAGUUGGGCUCUUAACAGCAGUGUCCCGCUGGAGACACGGCACUUUCUCUUUAAGACCCCGUCUGGGAGCACUCCUCUAUUUAGCAGCUCAUCGCCUGGUUAUCCCCUGACCAGCGGUACCGUCUACUCUCCCCCGCCCCGACUUUUACCCAGAAACACCUUCUCCAGGAGCUCCUUCAAGCUGAAGAAACCCUCCAAGUACUGCAGCUGGAAAUGCGCCGCCGUGUCUGCUAUCGCAGCCGCUGUGCUGCUGGCCAUCCUGCUCUCCUACGUGAUAGCUCUUAAUCUGCUCGGCUUAAAUUGGCGUCUGAAACCCGCUGAAGGGCAUCUAGUGAGCACCGGCCUCAGCAUGAGUAUUCCUGGCAUCGGUGACGGGGCAACAGCGCCCUCCGGAGGCAGAGGGCCGUGGGUGUUGAAGAACAGCAGUAUAAACAGCGGGGAGCUGAUGCUGGGUCAACGGAUCAGUCAGGAUGUUCCUCCGGGCGUCUUCUGGAGGUCUUUACUUCACCUGCGCCAGCCACACUUUCUCAAGUUCAACAUCUCCCUGGGCAAGGACGCGUUGUUCGGGGUCUACAUGCGGAAAGGCCUGCCUCCCUCACACGCUCAGUACGACUACAUGGAGAGGCUUGAUGGAAAGGAGAAGUGGAGCGUGAUAGAGUCUCCUCGCGAGCGCCGCAGUAUUCAGACCGUCGUGCAGAAUGAGGCAAUUUUUGUGCAGUAUUUGGACCCCGGCACCUGGCAUUUGGCAUUUUACAAUGACGGCAAAGAGAAGGAGCCCGUCUCGUUCAGCACCGUGGCUCUAAACUCGGUAGAAGAGUGCUCCCAGAAUUGCCAUGGAAACGGAGAGUGCAUAUCAGGAGCGUGUCAUUGCUUCCCAGGGUUCCACGGCACGGACUGCUCAAAAGUGGCGUGUCCUGUGCUGUGCAGCGGGAACGGACAGUACAGCAAGGGUCUGUGCAUGUGCUACAGCGGCUGGAAGGGGCUGGAGUGUGACGUGCCGCAGGGGCAGUGCAUCGACCCCAGCUGCGGCGGUCGCGGGACCUGCACCCAGGGCAGCUGUGCUUGUGAAGCAGGUUACCGCGGCGAAUCCUGUGAGGAAGUGGAUUGCAUUGACCCUACAUGUUCUGGACACGGCAGCUGCGUGUCCGGUCAGUGUCACUGUAAGCCGGGUUGGUCAGGACUUCUGUGUGACGUGUCCAGAGCCCAGUGCCCGGAUCAGUGCAAUGGCCACGGAACCUACAGCCCGGACACGGGCCUCUGCAACUGUGAUUCCAACUGGAUGGGCCCAGACUGCUCGACGGAGGUAUGUUCAUCAGAUUGUGGCAGUCAUGGAGUGUGUGUUGGAGGUGUUUGUCACUGUGAGGAGGGCUGGACAGGCACAAGCUGUGACCAGAGACUGUGUAGCCCACAGUGUGUGAAACACGGAACCUGCAGGGACGGAAAGUGUCAGUGUGAGCAGGGCUGGAAUGGAGAACACUGCACCAUCGAUGGGUGUCCUGGGCUGUGCAAUGGGAAUGGGCAAUGCAUCAUGGGGCAGAACAGCUGGCACUGUGAAUGUCACACUGGUUGGAGAGGCCCGGGAUGCAACGUUGCCAUGGAGACCUCCUGCAAUGACAACAAAGACAAUGAAGGAGAUGGACUGGUGGACUGCAUGGAUCCGGACUGCUGCACACAGAGCUCAUGUUUGGCCAAUCCUCUGUGCCGUGGAUCACGUGACCCGCUUCAGGUCAUUCAACAUAGCCAAUCAGAGGUCGAGAAAGUGCCGUCGUUCUAUGACAGAAUUAAGAUGCUCGUGGGUAAAGACAGCACUCACAUCAUUCCAGGAAUCAACCCUUUCAAUGCCAGCCUGGCAUCACUGAUUCGAGGUCAGGUUUUGACGUCAGACGGGACUCCUCUGGUGGGCGUCAACGUUACCUUUGUGAAGUAUCCUCACUAUGGUAACACCAUGACCCGACAAGACGGCACAUUUGAUCUGGUAGCCAAUGGGGGAGGCUCUAUGACUCUGCGUUUCGAGCGUGCUCCGUUCCGAAGUCAAGAGCGCACGGCGUGGCUACCCUGGAACCGUUUUUAUGCCAUGGACACUGUGAUGCUCCAGACAGAGGAGAAAAUCAUGGCCAGCUGUGAUCUGAGUGGUUUCGUAAGGCCGGAUCCCAUCGUGCUGCCCUCUCCACUGUCAUCCUUCUUCAGCUCCGACCCUUCAGAGAGACACAUUCUCCCAGAGAGUCAGGUCCUUCACGAGCAGAUGGAGAUUCCCGGCAGCAGUCUGAAACUGUGCUAUCUGAGCUCAAGGACCUCAGGCUACCUCUCUCUUCUCAGAGUCAUCAUGACCCCGGCGAUCGUGCCUCUCAGCCUGGCCAAAGUUCAUCUUAUGGUGGCCGUGGAGGGUCAUCUCCUCCAGAAGUGGUUCCAUGCCUCCCCUAACCUUGCAUACACCUACAUCUGGGACAAGACUGACGCCUACAGGCAGAGGGUCUACGGCAUCACCGAGGCUUUAGUGUCGGUGGGAUACGAGUACGAGAUGUGUCCCAGUAAGGUCCUGUGGGAAAAGAGAACGGCUGUGCUGCAGGGGUACGAGCUCAACCCGUCAAACCUGGGCGGCUGGUCUUUAGACAAACACCACAUGCUGAACGUCCGCAGCGGUAUUCUACACAAGGGCAGUGGGGAGAAUGUCUUCCUGUCCCAGCAGCAGCCCCCCAUCAUUAAUAGCAUCAUGGGGAACGGGAGGAGGCGGAGCAUCUCCUGCCCAAGCUGCAGUGGGAUGGCGGAGGGAAACAAGCUGCUGGCACCGAUAGCCCUCGCCUGUGACGGAGAAGGCAACCUGUUUGUGGGUGACCUUAACUUUGUGAGGAGGGUCUAUCCGUCCCUCAAUACGACUGCUGUACUGGAGCUCAGGAAUAAAGAUCUGAGACACAGCAACAGUCCAAGUCAUAAGUACUAUCUGGCGGUGGAUCCAGUGUCAGGUUCUCUGUUCCUGUCAGACACCAACUCACGACAGAUCUACCGCGUGCAAGCUCUUAACGGGGCGCGCCCGCUGCUGGAUAACGCUGAGGUGGUGGUGGGAACGGGAGAGCAGUGCGUCCCGUUUGAUGAGGCUCGUUGUGGUGACGACGGAAAGGCAAUGGAGGCCACGCUGAUGAGCCCAAGAGGUGUUGCGUUGGAUAAGAAUGGCCUGAUGUAUUUCGUGGAUGCCACCAUGAUUCGAAAAGUGGAUCAGAAUGGCAUUAUUUCCACUUUGAUAAAGACCAAUGACUUGACUGCAGUCAGACCUCUCAGCUGUGACUCCAGCAUGGACGUCAGUCAGGUUCGUCUGGAGUGGCCUACAGACCUGGCCGUCAAUCCUAUGGACAACUCUUUGUACGUGCUGGAGAACAACGUCAUCCUGCGUAUCUCUGAGAACCACCAGGUCAGCAUCAUCGCAGGCCGACCCAUGCACUGUCAGGUCCCUGGCAUUGAUUACUCGCUCAGCAAGCUAGCCAUCCAUUCUGCAUUGGAGAGCGCAACAGCCAUAGCCAUUUCCCACACAGGUGUGCUCUACAUCGCUGAAACCGAUGAGAAGCGCAUCAACCGCAUUCGCCAAGUUAGCACCAGCGGAGAGAUCUCCCUGCUAGCUGGAACGGCUUCUGAAUGUGACUGCAAGAAUGAUGUCAACUGCAACUGUUUCUCAGGAGACGAGGGCUACGCCGCCGAUGCUGGUCUAAACUGUCCUGCUUCAUUGGCUGUGUCACCAGAUGGGACCCUGUAUAUCGCUGACCUCAACAACAUCCGUGUUCGAGCCAUUCGUGUCAACCGUCCUAACGCCACAGCGAGCGGACAGUACGAAGUGGGUUCGUCUUUGGAACAGGAGCUGUAUCUGUUCAGUCCUGAUGGACUUCACAGGCAGACGAUCAGCCUCAUCACAGGCUUGGCCUUGUAUAAUUUUACCUACGGGCUGGACGGAGAGUUGGCGGCAAUUACCGACGCCUCUAACAACACGCUUCGGGUGAGAAGGGAAGCCUCUGGGUCCAUCAGGCUCGUUCUGUUGCCAGAGAACCAGGUGGUUACUCUUGGAAUGGACCCAGCUGGAACCCUGCGCUCCGUGUCCGCCCUCAGCCAGGAAGUGGCACAGCUCAGUUACGCCUAUAACACGGAACUUUUGGCUUCCAAGUCAGAUGAGACGGGAUGGACCAACUUUUACAACUACGACAGCGAAGGUCGUCUAACCAACGUCUCGUAUCCCACUGGUGUAGUAACUAGCCUGCAUCGGGAAAUGGAGGAGUCUAUUAAUAUUGACAUGGAGAGCUCAAACCGAGAUGAUGAAGUCACCGUUAUCACAAAUCUUUCCUCCGUAGAGGCCUCAUACACUGUGGUUCAAGACCAAGUGAGGAAUAGCUAUCAGCUGUACCACAAUGGCACCCUACGAGUGUCCUACGCCAAUGGAAUGGGAAUGAGCUUUCACACAGAGCCACACAUCCUCGCUGGAUCCGUGAGCCCUACCAUUGGUAGACGCAACAUCACACUACCCACUGACAGCGGCCUCAACUCAAUCGAGUGGCGUAUGAGGAAAGAGCUGACCAAAGGCAAGGUCACAGUGUUCGGGAGGAAGUUGCGCGCCCACAGCAGGAACCUGUUAUCCAUCGACUACGACCGCAACACCAGAACAGAGAAGAUCUACGACGACCAUCGCAAGUUCACGUUGCGCAUCAUCUAUGACGCCCAGGGCCGGCCGGCCACCUGGCUUCCCAGCAGUAGCCUGGCCCUGGUUAAUGUGUCUUACUCGCCCACCGGCCGCCUGCUGGGGUUGCAGAGGGGCAGCAUGAGCGAGAAGAGCGAGUUUGACACAUUUGGACGGAUCUUGUCUCGAACCUUCGUUGAUGGGAAAGUUUGGAGCUUUAGCUACUUAGACAAGUCUAUGGUGUUGCUCCUUCAGCAGAGUCAGAAACAGUACGUCUUUGAUUACGACACAGCCGGUCGGCUCACAGCGGUCACCAUGCCGAGCAUGGCCAGACACACUAUGGCAACCCACGUGUCUGUUGGUUACAUCCGCAACACCUACAACCCUCCUGAAAGCAAUGCCACCGUCAUUCACGACUUUAGCGAGGACGGUCGUCCACGCGCCACCUUCCACCUCGGAACGGGCCGCCGUGUGCUCUACAAGUACGGGAAGCUGGGAAAGCUGUCUGAGAUCCUGUACGACGCCACUGCCGUCACCUUCGGCUACGAUGAGACCACCGGUGUCCUCAAGAUGGUCAACCUGCAAAGCGGAGGCUUCUCCUGCACCAUCCGCUAUCGCAAGCUGGGCCCCCUAGUGGACAAACAGAUGUAUCGUUUCUCGGAAGAAGGUAUGGUCAACGCUCGAUUUGACUAUACCUAUCACGAUAACAGUUUCAGGGUGGCCAGCAUAAAGCCGGUGAUAGGGGAGACUCCACUUCCUGUUGACCUUUACCGCUAUGACGAGAUCUCCGGUAAGGUGGAACACUUCGGCAAGUUUGGCAUCAUAUACUAUGACAUCAACCAGAUCAUCACCACAGCGGUGAUGACACUCAGUAAACAUUUCGACGCGCACGGACGCAUCAAAGAGGUGCAAUAUGAGAUCUUCCGCUCUCUGAUGUAUUGGAUGACGGUGCAGUAUGACAGCAUGGGACGCGUUAUCAAGCGCGAACUGAAGAUCGGUCCUUAUGCUAACACCACGCAGUAUCGCUACGAAUACGACGGCGAUGGCCAGCUAGUCGGCGUCAAAGUUGACGACUGGUCGACUUGGCGCUACAGCUACGACCUGAACGGCAACCUGCAUCUGCUGAACCCCGGUAAUAGCGCACGUCUACUGCCGCUGCGCUACGAUCUCCGAGACCGCCUCACACGGCUUGGCGACAUGCAGUAUCAGCUGGAUGAAGACGGCGUGCUGGCGCAGAGGGGUUCGGAUAUAUUUGAGUACAACUCGAAGGGACUCCUCGAAAGAGCCUACAGCCGAACACCAGGGGGUUGGAGCGUCCGUUACCGCUACGAUGGCUUGGGCCGCCGCGUCUCCCGUAGAACCGGCGAUGGCGAGCAUCAGCAGUACUUCUACGCCGAUUUGAACUACCCCACUCGGGUCACCCAUGUCUACAACCACUCCAAGGCUGAAAUCACCUCUUUUUACUACGACCUGCAGGGUCAUCUGUUUGCUAUGGAAGUCACCGGCGGAGAGGAAUAUUACAUUGCCUCGGACAACGUAGGCACUCCACUGGCCAUCUUCAGUAGUAACGGACAGAUGGUCAAACAGCUGCAGUACACAGCGUACGGUGAGAUCUACCAUGAUUCCAACCCAGAUUUCCAGCUCAUCCUAGGCUUUCACGGAGGUCUCUAUGAUCCCCUCACCAAACUGGUAGACUUUGCCCAGAGAGACUAUGACGUGUUAGCAGGAAGAUGGACUGCACCUGAUCAUACGUUGUGGCCGAAGAUAGGAAAAGAGCCGGCUCCGUUUAACUUAUACAUGUUUAAGAAUAAUAAUCCACUGAGCGAUAUGAUUGAUGUUAAGAACUAUGUGACAGAUGUGAAGAGUUGGCUGGUUAUGUUUGGCUUCCAGCUCAGCAACAUCAUACCAGGGUUUCCUAGACACUCGCUAUAUUUUGUUGACCCUCCUUAUGAGAUUCUCGCCAGUCAGGACUCUGAUAACGCUCAGCUUUUCACCGGAGUUCAGCAUUCAGUUGAAAGACACAAUCAGGCCUUCAUGGUCAUCGAGGGCAGGUUGCUUAACAAACAGCGUCGCGUCAAACGCGACAAACCCGGUUUCUGGUUCGGCACCAGCACACCCAUCAUCGGCAAAGGCAUGAUGUUUGCCAUUAGAGACGGCCACGUGUUAACAGACCUGUCUAGCAUAGCUGGCGAAGAUAGCCGCAAGAUUUCGCAGAUCCUCAGCAAUGCCAUCUACCUCGAGGGGUCUCACUACACCAUCGAUGGGCGCGACUGGCAUUUCUUUGUGAAGCUUGGAUUAGCAGACAGCGAUCUGCUGGCCCUCGGACUCAGCAGCGGCCAUAAGACGCUAGAGAACGGCAUCAACGUGACCGUCAGCGGACGCUCGCGACGGAGUGUCACACUAGAAAUCCACUCCUACAGACUAACCUACAGUGUUCGAUACGGAUUGUCAUUGGAGGUUCUGGAAAAGGAGCGAAGCCGCAUAUUGGAGCAGGCCCACCAGAGGGCGCUGUCCGGAGCCUGGGCUAGGGAGCAGCGGCAGGUACGCGACGGCAGGGAAGGAGGUCGGGUGUGGGCAGAAAAUGAGAAGCAGCAAUUGUUGGCCAUUGGGAAGGUUCCGGGUUACGAAGGCUACUACGUUUUGCCGGUGGAGCAAUACCCUGAACUGGCAGACAGCAGCACUAACAUCCAGUUCCUCAAACAGAAUGAGAUGGGCAAGAGGUAACAGAGUUGAACUGUUGAUGACGCCACAUCAUCUCCUACGGAGAGAACCGACAUAAAGAGCGCUGCAGAGACGUUUCCCAAAAGCUCCAUGCAAAUGGAGAAAUUACAGCCAGCAGCAAAAACAUUAUGACCCAAAUAAAAAAAGCACUUGUAAGUCCUUGUGACACAAGGCAGAUGGUGAUUUUUUCUAGUGACAUUUUGACUUUAUAGAACGUGGUAAAUCAUUUUUAGUCAUUUCUGACUGAUCGUAACAGACGUCUGCGUGAUAAUAGUGUGACGGCUCACCGCUUUGGUUUUUCAUGCCAAACUAGAAACAAAUGUAACAUUUCAAAUCACAAACGUUCAGUCUCAGGCCGCUGAAGAGAAUAGCCGAAAAUAACCCGUCAUCAUCCGCUCUUCUGUGUUUGUGAAACAACCGUUUAGGAACAAAUUCAGAAGUAGCUUUAGUGUCUCAACAUUUUCAGUCUCUUGUUCCACAUUUACUCAAAAGACGUUGUGGAUCUUGCAACAGUGUAUUGUAGGAAGAUUUCAAGUGCACCACAACUAGACUGAGCUGUUCUGGACAGCCUUAGACGGAGCGCAAGGUGUCAAUCAAAGCAACUCACAUCAUCUCUUCUGUUCUCAAUAUCUGACAAUCACAGGAAAAAAACUGAUCAAUAAACUUUACAUGAGCCAACGGUUUUGUAUAAUAUGUAAGAGAGAAAGAUUAUUGAUUGUCUGUUUUUUUAUUUAAUUUCAACUUGACACGUGAUAACAGAUGAAAGGGUAAUAUAUAUGGUUUUUAAUAUUGUUUUUUACUUUAAGUCUUUUAAUACUGUGAAACAUACCACACAUGUAAAAUAUUCUCAUUGACUGUAUUUAAAUCAAACUAGGACAUUUCUUUAAGGAAGUGGCUUUGUCGUUACAUUAAGUGAAAAUUCAUCGCAAGACUCAUCACAUGGUCGUUUUAUUUGACUAUUGCAGAAACUAAAGCAGCCGCCGACUUCCUUUUUUAUGACGUUUUUGAUGUAGAAUGUCUUCUGACUUGCAGUCAGUAAUGGUAUGAGCUCAAAAUCAAACAGCAACCUGUGGAAGGAGGUUCUUUGGAAAUUCUAGAAAAAAUAAACAUUUGCUUUUGUAUCUUUUGA
Triplophysa dalaica is the source of this 9335-nucleotide messenger RNA. It is a transcript of the gene tenm2b, whose product is annotated as teneurin transmembrane protein 2b. The transcript has 28 exons. The coding region runs from base 389 to 8209 and encodes 2606 amino acids. The record is from RefSeq and is a predicted model, not a curated record. Gene Ontology annotation, biological process: heterophilic cell-cell adhesion; neuron development; signal transduction. Lineage: Eukaryota; Metazoa; Chordata; Actinopteri; Cypriniformes; Nemacheilidae. Gene Ontology annotation, cellular component: membrane; neuron projection. Gene Ontology annotation, molecular function: protein homodimerization activity; protein heterodimerization activity; cell adhesion molecule binding.